CGCAACAACUCCACGCCUGCCACGGCUCCUUCUCCUCCUUCUCGCAAAUUAACUUAAAAGCGGCGCAUUUCACAGACAAGGAGGGAAAACAACAUUUUUUCUCUCCGUCAUUUUCCCUCUCUCUCUCUCUCUUAUUUUGUUGGCAGCGACGCCAAACACUUGAGCGAGGCGGACAUUAACCCGUUAGCGGCAGCAGCGAACCGGAGCUGCCACGAAUAGAUCCACAGUAGAUCCACGACCCUCCCUCCCCCCUGUACCCCGCUUACCCCGGUGUCGGCUGACCGGGAUAGGACCUCGUGCUUCUCCGGAGUGGAUUGGGUCAAACUCGCGAAGACGGGACUAAACGCGGCGCUUCUUCAGAUAAGGAGAGAAAUGCAAACGGCGGCGACAAAGAGGAGAUUCAAAACGGAGCACGUGUGAUAUCAUAUGUCCUCCGAGUGGUCCACACAUAUAGCAAGAGGGUGGGAUACAGCAGAUGCUAAUUCUCUCCACUCCAGUCUUGUUUUUCAAGAGGAAGUUGAAUGGAUUGGUCACACUUUGCACAAGGUGUUAGUCUUUGAUCCUGUCAGAGUGGGACGCGUCUAGCAGCGGGGACUGAGGAGGGAGCAGUGCCAUCUUGGAGCAUGGUGCCUAACGUUCACCUGGUAGGGCCCCUCCGGCCCAGAGGGGCGUUGCUGUUGCUGCUUCUACUCGGCUCCUGGGUGAUCUCUUCUCUGGCAGACAGCAAGCCGAGUUUUAUCAAAACCCCCGAGGACCAGACUGGCAUCUCGGGCGGGGUUGCAUCGUUUGUGUGCCGGUCCACAGGAGAGCCGAGGCCGAGGAUCACCUGGAUGAAGAAGGGCAAGAAAGUCAGCUCCCAGCGAUUCGAGGUGAUUGAAUUCGAUGACGGCGCGAGCUCCGUGCUGCGGAUCCAGCCGCUGCGCACCCACAGAGACGAAGCCAUUUACGAGUGUACCGCCACUAACAGCGUUGGCGAGAUCAACGCCAAUGCCAAGCUCACAGUGCUGGAAGAGAACCAGAUCCCGCCCGGCUUCCCCACCAUCGACAUGGGGCCUCAACUGAAAGUGGUGGAAAAGACCCGGACCGCCACGAUGCUGUGCGCCGCGGGUGGGAAUCCGGACCCGGAGAUCUCGUGGUACAAGGACAUGCUCCCCGUAGACAUCAACAGCAGCAACGGGCGCAUCAAACAGCUCCGCUCAGGUGGUACACCAAUUAGAGGAGCGCUGCAAAUCGAGAACAGCGACGAGUCGGACCAGGGGAAAUACGAAUGUGUAGCCAUGAACGACGCCGGCACCCGCUACUCUGCUCCUGCCAAUCUCUACGUCAGAGUGCGAAGAGUCCCACCUAGAUUCUCUAUUCCACCCAACAACCAAGAGGUGAUGCCGGGCGGCAGCGUCAACCUGACGUGCGUUGCGGUGGGCUCGCCCAUGCCCUACGUCAAAUGGAAUGGUCAGGUGGAGCUGACCAAGGAGGAGGACAUGCCGCUGGGCCGCAACGUGCUGGAGGUCACCAGCAUCCGAGAGUCGGCCAACUACACCUGUGUGGCCAUCUCUUCUCUGGGCAUGAUCGAAGCCACGGCACAGGUUACCGUCAAAGCUUUACCGAAACCCCCGACCUCCCUGACUGUGACGGAGACCACCGCCACCAGCGUGACGCUAACGUGGGACUCCGGAAACCCAGAGCCCGUUUCCUACUACAUGAUCCAAUACCGAGCCAAGUCGUCGGACAACGGCUUCCAGGAGGUGGAGGGCGUGGCAACCACGCGCUACAGCAUCGGCGGACUCAGCCCGUACUCCGAGUACGAGUUCCGCGUCAUGGCCAUCAAUAACAUCGGCCGCGGGCCGCCCAGCGACCCCGUGGAGACGCGCACCGGCGAGCAGGCGCCCUCGUCGCCGCCCCUCCACGUUCAGGCGCGCAUGCUGAGCGCCAGCACCAUGCUGGUCCAGUGGGAGCCGCCGGAGGAGCCCAACGGACAGAUAAAAGGCUACCGGAUUUACCACAGCUCCGACAUGACGGCCCCGCUCAGCGCCUGGCAGAUACACAACACGGACGACAGCAGCCUGACAACCAUCUCUGGCCUGACGCCCGACAUCACCUACAGCCUCAGGGUGCUGGGCUUCACCUCCGUAGGUGACGGACCACCCUCUGACAUCCUGCAAGUCAAAACACAGCAGGGAGUUCCGGCGCAGCCGUCCAGUUUCGAGGCCGAAGCCGAGCUCGACACCCGGAUCUCGCUGACGUGGCUGUGGCCCGUGCAGGACCAAAUCACCAAGUACGAGCUGCAGUACUGGGAGGCCGGCUCAGACAGCAAGAAACACGUGACGUUCGGCCCGGCGGGCUCCCACUCUGUGGAUGGAUUAAAGCCUGACACUAUGUACUAUUUCUCCCUGGCAGCCCGCUCUGAAAUGGGCUUGGGCGUCUACACCCAGCCCAUCCAAGCCCGCACUGCUCAGUCCACUCCCUCCGCUCCACCUCAGGAAGUUCACGUGGUCAGCCUGACCUCCACAAGCCUCAAGGUGAGUUGGGUGGCGCCGCCUGCCGACAGCCGCCACGGUGCCAUCGUGCGCUACACAGUCAGCUACCAGGCUCCGGCGGGAGAGGACACGGAGCGGCACGAUGUGCCCGACAUCGGUGCAGACGCCACCAGCCAUGUGCUGGAAGGCCUGGAGAAGUGGACUGAGUAUGAGGUGUGGGUGAGGGCGCACACUGAUGUGGGCCCAGGCCCUGAGAGUGCCCCGGUCAAGAUGAGAACCAAGGAGGAUGUGCCCGGAGCCCCUCCCAGGAAGCUGGAGGUUGAGGCCAUAAACUCCACCGCCAUCCGCGUUACUUGGAAGCCUCCUGUACAGGUGAAGCAGCAUGGACAAAUCAGGGGCUACCAAGUCAUCUUUUCCCGACUGGAAAACGGCGAACCACGAGGCCAGCCGAACAUCAUGGAUGUUGCUUUGCCAGAGGCGCAGUGGAAUAUUGAAGAGUCCACCGAGCAUGAAGCUGUUAUUGGUGGACUGCUGGCUGAAACCACCUACUCCGUCACUGUGGCUGCUUACACCACCAAGGGCGACGGAGCUCGGAGCAAAGCGAAGGUCGUCACCACGACUGGAGCAGUGCCAGGCAAACCCACUAUGAUGAUCAGCACCACCAUGGGAAACACGGCACUCAUUCAGUGGCAGCCGCCUAAAGAAAUGGUGGGUGAGCUGAUGGGCUACCAGCUGCAGUACAAGCGCACCGACGAAGAGGUCUUCACCUCACUGGAGCUGAGCAAAACUAAAGACCACCACACCGUCACCGAGCUGCACAAAGGAGCAACCUACGUCUUCCGGCUCAGCGCCCGGAACCGUGCCGGCGCCGGUGAGGCCUACGUGAAGGAGAUCAGCACACCUGAAGACCUGCCCACAGGUUUCCCGCUCAACCUCAAGGUGACGGGUCUCUCCCAGUCGAGCACGAAGCUCACCUGGGAGCCUCCAAACCUGAAGGAACGGAACGGCAAGAUAAUCUACUACAGGGUGGUGUACAAAGACAUAAACAACCAGCAGGACAGCAACAGCAACACCACGAACACGCACUUGACCAUUGAGGGACUGAACCCAGACACCACCUAUGACAUCCGCGUUCAGGCUUUCACCAGCAAGGGGGGCGGCCCUCUGAGCCCCAGCAUCCAGAGCAGGACCAUGUCGAACGAUUUCCCAACCCUUAACUUUGGUGUCAAGGCUGUCACAAAAACGUCUGUGCUGCUCACCUGGGACUUGCCAGAAAACUACAAAUCCCAGGCUACCUUCAAGAUCUUGUACAACCAACAGAGUGUCGAGGUGGAGGGAAACCAAAAGAGGAAGCUGAUCACACAUCUGCAGCCAGACACCAACUACUCGUUUGUGCUGAUAAGCAGGGGAAUCAUUGCUGGCGGUCUGCAGCAGCAGUUGUCCAUCCGCACGGCCCCUGACCUGAUUAAAGCCAAGCCCGUCUCACAAACGCCUCAGGAUGGCAAAAUGACCAUCAACCUGCCAAAAGUCCAGACCACCACCCGCGUCAGAUGGUUUUACAUCGUGGUGGUGCCACAGUCCCAAUCGAUUCAUCGGUGGAAGAACCCAGACGAGGUGGACCUGGAAGAGCUGCUCAGGUCCAGAGAAGGUCCGAUGCUGAGGCGCAGACGCCACGUGGAGUCCCCCGGGGCAUAUGUUGCAGCCAAACUGACUCAUCUGCCGCCAACCUUUAUACUGGGUGAUGGCCAGGACUACAUGGGUUUCAAAAACAAGCCCCUAACUAACAUGCAGGAGUUCCAGUGGUUUGUUGUUGCAGUACUGCGAAACGAGGGGACGGAUGGCGCAGCUAAUUAUAUGACCUUUUCGUCCAGCCCCUACUCUGACCCCGUCCAGAUCCCAAAGCAGUUGACCCAAGUCGGGGAUCAGCCUGAGAUGUUGUGGGUCAUGGGCCCCGUGCUGGCGGUGGUCGUCAUCAUCAUCAUCGUCAUCGCCAUCCUUUUGUUUAAAAAAAAGCGGUCGUCACCUUUACCGAAAGACGAGCACUCGGGCGGCGUGAAGGAUUCGCUGCUGGGCAACUCCUCCGACCCCGUAGAGAUGAGACGACUCAACUACCAAACCCCAGGUCCCAGCACUCAUCGCUGCCCCAACACUCCAAGAAUGAGGGAACACCCACCAAUUCCUGUCAUUGACCUGGCUGACCACAUAGAGAGACUUAAAGCCAACGACGGCCUGCGCUUCUCCCAGGAGUAUGAGUCCAUCGAUCCGGGCCAGCAGUUUACCUGGGAGAACUCCAACAUGGAAGUGAACAAGCCAAAGAAUCGCUAUGCAAACGUCAUCGCUUAUGACCACUCCAGAGUGGUCCUCACCUCUGUGGAUGCUGUUCCAGGCAGCGACUACAUCAACGGCAACUACAUCGACGGCUACAGGAAGCAGAACGCCUACAUCGCCACUCAGGGGCCUCUGCCGGAGACGCUGAGCGACUUCUGGAGAAUGGUGUGGGAGCAGAGGUCCAACACCAUCGUCAUGAUGACCAGACUGGAGGAGAAGUCGAGGGUGAAGUGUGACCAGUACUGGCCGUCACGAGGAACAGAGACGUACGGGAUGAUCCAGGUCACGAUGCUGGACACUGUGGAGCUGGCAACUUACAGCGUCCGAACCUUUGCCCUCUACAAGAACGGCUCCAGCGAGAAGAGAGAGGUGAGGCAGUUCCAGUUCAUGGCCUGGCCUGACCACGGCGUGCCCGAGUAUCCCACACCCAUCCUGGCCUUCCUACGGCGAGUAAAGGCCUGCAAUCCUCCAGACGCCGGGCCCAUGGUGGUUCACUGCAGUGCGGGCGUUGGCAGGACCGGCUGCUUCAUCGUGAUCGACGCCAUGUUGGAGCGCAUGAAGCACGAGAAGACCGUGGACAUCUACGGCCAUGUGACGUGCAUGCGUGCCCAGAGGAACUACAUGGUCCAGACCGAGGACCAGUACAUCUUCAUCCACGAGUCCCUCCUGGAGGCCGCCACCUGCGGCAACACGGAGGUGCCGGCGCGCAAUCUGUACGCCCACAUCCAGAAGCUCACCCAGCCGCCGUCCGGGGAGACGGUCACCGCCAUGGAGUUGGAGUUCAAGAGACUGGCCAACUCCAAAGCCCACACAUCACGCUUCAUCAGCGCCAACUUGCCCUGCAACAAGUUCAAGAACCGGCUGGUCAACAUCAUGCCUUUUGAGUCCACCCGUGUCUGCCUGCAGCCCAUCCGUGGUGUUGAGGGCUCCGACUACAUCAACGCCAGCUUCAUUGAUGGCUACAGACAGCAGAAAGCCUACAUCGCCACACAGGGACCCCUGAGUGAGACCACCGAGGAUUUCUGGAGGAUGCUGUGGGAGCACAACUCCACCAUCGUGGUCAUGCUCACCAAGCUACGAGAAAUGGGCCGGGAGAAAUGCCAUCAGUACUGGCCAGCAGAGCGUUCCGCCAGGUACCAGUACUUUGUGGUGGAUCCAAUGGCUGAGUACAACAUGCCUCAGUACAUCCUCAGAGAGUUCAAAGUCACAGAUGCCAGGGAUGGACAAUCCAGAACAAUCCGCCAGUUCCAGUUCACCGACUGGCCUGAGCAGGGAGUGCCAAAAACUGGAGAGGGCUUCAUCGAUUUCAUUGGACAAGUGCACAAAACUAAGGAGCAGUUUGGACAAGACGGACCAAUCACUGUACACUGCAGUGCCGGGGUAGGCAGGACCGGAGUCUUCAUCACCCUCAGCAUCGUGCUGGAGCGGAUGAGGUAUGAGGGCGUGGUGGACCUCUUCCAGACGGUGAAGACGCUCCGCACCCAGCGGCCCGCCAUGGUGCAGACUGAGGACCAGUACCAGCUGUGCUACAGGGCAGCACUGGAGUACCUGGGGAGCUUUGACCACUAUGCAACGUAACCACUCUCCCACCGAAGCAGCUCUCCCCGGUCAGACCUCUCAGGAGUGUGCCAAGUGUCCCAUUUCAGCCGCCAUCCUUCCAAUCACUUGACCCCCCCCCCCCCUCAACCAAACCCCGACCCGUCCCGAUUCUCGACCCCUGGCUCCCGGAGAACGGGACGAGCUCGCCGCCAUCCGUCAAGGGUUUUCCAACUAAUCACAGAGAUAUACGUCGAGAUCACCAACCGCCCAAUAUUUUUUGCUUUAAAGAUGACAGAAACAGCGACGACUCUUGUACAGAUGCGACAGAGCAGAUUCCUGUCGAAGCCAAACCUCCCUGAUUGUCAAAGGCUACUGGUAGCACAAAGAGAGCAUCCUCUCUGUUUUCAUCUUUUUGGUGAUUUGUCAAUAUGAUUUAUCAUGACAAGUUAUUGUUUAGUAUACUUUUUUAUGUUGUUUUUAUUAAUCAUUUUAACACCAGACAUUUCUUUUUUUUUUUUUUUUUUUGUUUCAACCUGCUCAGAGGAGCAAGCAUUAUAUUCAUAAUCGUUUUUAGGGUACGUUAGCACACGGAGACAUGUGUUUUUAACAUGCCUCUCGAUACUAAUACAAGAGGACCACUGUUGUCCAAGCUGCUUUCAGGUUUCUUUUAUCAUUGUUUUGAUGUUCUCAUAGUUCCUUAUGGUAAUUGUCAGUUCAACAACUCGAAUUGCCUUUUCACUUGCCGUUACGAAAAUCGACUUUGAGAUUUGAUUUGAGAACACAGACUUGCUGUAGUUGUCCCUCUGUAAUCGCAGCAGAACGCUGAAACACAACUCGCACAAGGCGCACAGAAAAUGCGAAGCACAUAAUUUCUGUUAUUGUUUGAAUUUUUCCUAUUUUUUAGGUUUGUUUUUCAUCAGAAGCCUAUGGCAUUGAGGCCUUCAUGCUCCACAGCGGAGAACUUACCUGAAGAAAGCAGACUUUUGUACCCAAGGGGUGGGCGACAGGAAAACACAAAAACUCACGAUCUCUGAAUAAAGUCGAGAUGCUCUUCAAGUCCCUCCCCGUGUCCUCGCUUCUCGCCAUCGAGCUCGAUCGGGUUCGCCAAGCGGAAGUGGUUCGUUAUGAGUUGGGAGAGCCGAGCCAUCAGCAUCGGUACUUGUACAGAAUCAACCAUUCCUACAGAGGGACAGAAACUCAGCCCUUUGGACUGAAACCUGAUAUUUUAUACAGAAAUAGAACUAUAAAUAUAUAUAUACACAUAUAUAUAAUUAUGACUGAUUAUAUAUAUGUACGAUUACACAUAGAUAUAUACACAGCUUCAAAAAUAUAUUGUUAAAAAGGAAUAUUUCUGCUGAUCUACCUGGAGACAGAGCCUGCUGUCCUAGAGUGUGUAUUAAUGGAGACACCAUUGUAUCUACUGUACUAUCAUUGUAACUUCAACAGCUGGUUGUCCAUGUGAGGAAGCAGCACAACCCCGCCUCUCCCCUCAACCAUCAUCAAAGCUGACAACUCUUCACUGGGCGAGCACACACCUUCUACACGACCCGCGGGAACAGCAGCGUCCGAUCCAACCGGGUCGAGGAGAGGAAGGAGGGGGAGGACCUGAAAAAAAAAAAAAAAUGUCAUUUCUACCUUGUGAAUGCUUAGUGCUGUAGGGGUUCAAUCUGUUGUACACACAGUCUGUUUUCUAUCUGUUGAUAAAGAACUGGAACUAAAGAAUCAACUGUUGAUAAAAUGAAAAAGAAAAACCUUGAUGUUAAUAAAGUUAAAUAAUUGGGUUUUUGUACAAAGA
Molecule: messenger RNA, 8136 nt
Organism: Poeciliopsis prolifica (blackstripe livebearer)
Lineage: Eukaryota; Metazoa; Chordata; Actinopteri; Cyprinodontiformes; Poeciliidae
Product: receptor-type tyrosine-protein phosphatase F-like
Biological process (GO): protein dephosphorylation
Molecular function (GO): protein binding; protein tyrosine phosphatase activity
Source: RefSeq, a predicted model, not a curated record